Messenger RNA from Fusarium keratoplasticum, 222 nucleotides. RefSeq lists its product as uncharacterized. NCBI's taxonomy places the organism in Eukaryota, Fungi, Ascomycota, Sordariomycetes, Hypocreales, Nectriaceae. The transcript has a single exon. The record is from RefSeq and is a predicted model, not a curated record. The coding region runs from base 1 to 222 and encodes 73 amino acids.
AUGGGUCAAUUCGACUGGUUCUCCGCCAUCGGCGCCACGGACGAGGCUGUCGCUGUCCUCAACGAUCAACCGAUCCUCUUCACCAUCCUCCUCGUCGUCCUCGUUGCCGUUAUCCUCCAGUGCGUCCUCAUCUGGUAUAUCCACUACGCCACUAUGAAGCCCGAGCAGCGCAAGGCCAAGCAGGACAAGAAGGACAAGAAGGCUGCCGCAAGGAAGAAAUGA